Messenger RNA from Arabidopsis thaliana (thale cress), 288 nucleotides. Its product is annotated as Bifunctional inhibitor/lipid-transfer protein/seed storage 2S albumin superfamily protein. Bases 1 to 288 code for a protein of 95 amino acids. Gene Ontology annotation, biological process: lipid transport. Lineage: Eukaryota; Viridiplantae; Streptophyta; Magnoliopsida; Brassicales; Brassicaceae. The transcript has a single exon. The record is from RefSeq and is marked reviewed.
AUGAAGAUGAAGUUCACUACAUUAGUUUUCGUUGCGUUUGUUCUCUCGUCAAUGGCUCCGACCAAAGCAGAGGAGAAAGCGGCAUGCGUCGUGACAGAUCUCAAAGCAUGCCUACCAGAUAUAAUAGGCGAAACCCCACCAUCGACAAAAUGUUGCACAAAAUUGAAAGAUAAAAAGUCGUGUUUUUGUGAGUACUUGAAAAACCCAUUGAUUGCUCCAUAUAUGACAUCUGCUAAACAAGUUUUAGAAGCGUGUGGUGUACCUGUUCCUGUUUGUCAAAGGUUUUAA